AUGGCGCCCACGCAACCUGUACGUCCUGCGAAAGACCAGCGAUUCAAGAAUAUUCUCUGUGAGUUGUGGCUCGAGCGCCCCCUCCCUGCCUGGCAGAACAAAUCUAACAUUCUAAUUCCCCCGGGCGCAGCCUUCGCCGCCGAGCUUGAGGCGAACCUACCCAAAGCUGCAGCAUCCAAGACAUCAAUCUCGACCACAAAGGACCUCGAAGAUCGCAUAUCCUCCUUCCCCGAGAAUUUGAGUGUCACGAAAUCUUCCCAGUGCGAGGAGCUGGAUCGCAGUGGGACGUCGAUCUGGAAUCUUUGUACAAGGCUCCGGCGCGACUACGAUACUGAACAGCCACAAGAUGUGCCGAUCGUGCUACUGCUCGCACGCGUGUAUGCGUUCCUGAUGGUCGACUGUGCGCACGUAGCGGGCAAGAGUGCGGGGGCGUACCUAACCAGGUUGAUGAAAACCGGACUCAAGGCUGGGAAGAGCUGCUUGGAACGCAAGGAGUAUCAACUUGCUCUGAAGGUACUGGGACGGGUCAGCGAACAUGAGGCGACGAUGAAGAAGCAUGCGGCGGAGCAGAGGCAGAAAGAUCGGGAGGAGAGUGAGAGGUUAAUCGCGGAAUACUAUGUUCUUCGGACAGCCCUGGCAUGGCAUCAGUCGCAAUUCGACAUGGCAGAGCAUAUGUUCACCAAAUCGACAAGCGCCAAACAGUUCUUCCACCCAAGCACCGCAGAGAGUCUGGCAGAUGUAUUGUACGAGAUGGGAAAGGACCUUCUGACCAAGCAACAAUACCCAAUGGCUGUCAAGUGGCUCGAAAGGGCAAGCGAAGUGUUGGAUGGCCAAGAACUGGACCGGUUGAGCGUGGACGCUACUGAGCUUCGAACAUCUAUAUUGCAGUCUCUGACCAGAGCACUACUGGGUCUAAGAGAUCCAGCCGCGGCAGAACGAGCUCGAGGCCUUGUUGAUCUUCUUCAGAAUCAGGUUGGCGACAAAUUGGUGGUCCUGCUACUAAGGCUGGAAUUGCUGUCCGCACCUUCGACAGAUGACGGGGUUCCAUUCGAUAGUGCAUCAUACCUCGACAUUCUUCAACGUAUGAUACGGACGCUUCUGCUCAGCGAUGGCAACUUCAAAUUGAUCAUGUCACACAUCCGCAAACUUACGGAUAAGAGCCCGAGUCUGGCAUCCAAGGCCCUCGACGAUUUCUUGAUCCUGCGCAUCGUUCGAGAAAAUUGUGACGAUUGGUUUGAAAAGGCGCUUAUAACUAGACUGUGGAUUGCAGCGAACCACAGAGACAGCCCUGAUUCUCUUGGAAAACUGGAAGAACUCUUCUCCACGAUGGUGGCCAACUUUGUCAAGCCGGCCAGCUCAGCAGCCACCCUAGCAGCUCACACCUUGCUAUGGAAGCGCAUAGAGUCGAACUAUAUCUCGGGAAAGUUUGAUGUGGCAGAGAAGUGGUGCAGGUUGGCCUUGCAUCCAAUCUUUCAGAACUCAGGAGAGUUAAACACGGCUAGGAUUUCCAGAAAGCUACUCCUCUGUGCGCUUGCUAGAACGGAUAUCGGAAGUGCCAGAGAGAUUUUCUCCUCCAUGUCAGACGCUGCGAAGAACGAACCGAUGUCUAGAUUUUUGAUGUACAAGAUAGCGGUACGUUGUCAAGAAACGGAUCUGGCUGCCGAAUGCCUUCAGUUGAUAGGCUCUGCAUCGACCAAAGACCCUAAGCUAUUGUAUGCUUGCGUGUUAGAUGCUCAACAAGCCGGUGAUAGAGUCCAGACGUUGGCUGCGCUUCAACUGGUACUCGAAAAUUGCGGCUAUGAUGCUCCGUUGAUCAAUCUGGCGUCACUGCUUCGCCUGACAAUAUCUCUGAUGGUUCAAAUCCUUGAAGAGACAUCUAAGCGCCCUAAUGACGCCGAGAAGGCAGAAGCCAUGGUAGAAAAGCUGUGCAUGAUGUACGAAAAGGGUGUGACCGCGUCCAAGAAGGCACGAUUAAUAAAGAACCGGCCUGAUGCGAUCUGGACGAUAGACGAACUUCACUGGUUUUCCAAGAACUCCUAUAACCUGGCCAUCAAGCACCUUGCGAAUUGGAAGCCCCAACGAGUUGUUCGCAUGUUAUCUUGCUGCAUCGCAUUUAUUGAUCAAUACCCCAAGGACGUAAAUCAGCAGCUUAACGAUGAUCUUUCUUUGCGCCGGAUGUUCUGCGAUUUCACGGCUGCAACAGCAUUAGUUGGUCUAGCUCGUAGCGAGGACAAUAUUGAGGUUCAACUGCAGGAUUAUCUCCAAGUACGCAAGCAUGUUGAAAGCUUCGAUGCGCAACUUCAAAGCAAAGUGGGUACUUUGGAAGAAGAAGCCGAGCUUGACCUGCGUCGGAAGCUUACUAUCCUCGCCGCUUUCGACUUCGAGGCCGCUUGUCAGCUGAAAACCUGGGACGAGCUCGGAGAAAUCGUUCUGAAGGCCGAUGCUUGCAAAAGUAACGUGGUCUACGAAGUCAUGGCGGAUAUCGUCCUCUGCUCUCAAGCUCCUACGGCUACUCUGGUUCACAUUCUAAAGAAGAUUAUCAAUGAAACGUGGGGGAUGGAUUCACUCGAUGUCCCGAAGCUGGCCAAAUACAUCCGCUGUCUAUUCCAGAUCACGAUUUCAGAGGAUGUCGAGGUUGCAGAACAGCUUCUGGACCAGGUGUGUGGCUACGCAUCAGAAGCCGCGGAGACCGAUACGCCAUUCCCCUCUGGAGAAAUCGAAUGGAUGGCAGCCAAGGCUUUCAAUCAUGCCGUCGACUUCUACUGUGCCGGCGAGGACGAGAGGUCCAAGAAUUGGGCUGACAAGGCUCUAAAUAUUGCACAGCACUGUGCUGACGGCGGAGCGUUGGUGAGACUCCUGCAGAGUAAGUUGGUGGAAUUGAAUUUUGAUACUUGA
This is a messenger RNA of Drepanopeziza brunnea f. sp. 'multigermtubi' MB_m1, 2895 nucleotides long. The record is from RefSeq and is a predicted model, not a curated record. Lineage: Eukaryota; Fungi; Ascomycota; Leotiomycetes; Helotiales; Drepanopezizaceae.